Messenger RNA from Spirodela intermedia, 81 nucleotides. Lineage: Eukaryota; Viridiplantae; Streptophyta; Magnoliopsida; Alismatales; Araceae. The record is from the annotation of a GenBank genome assembly.
AUGGACCUGUACAUCUCGCCCAAGUGGUGUGCACUUUUCAUUGUGUUUAAAUACACACUAUCUAAUAAUAUUUAUAACUAA